GUCAAUCUUGUUCUGGCUGUCUGUCAUUCUUCUGUUUUUGUCAUUUCGUUUUAUCCCUUUCCCUUUGAAGAUUGUUCCCUGAAAAGGUAUAGAAAUCUUCGGAACAUUAUAUUAUUAUAAAAGUCCAAAGAAUAUUCAUUAAGUGAUGGCUCAACUAGCAGAUAAUAAGAAAAUUCUUGAAUUUUUGGAACUAGUUGGACGAUUGAAGCAUGUCAGAAGAACAGGGUGGGUGAUCUGUGAUAUAAACGAGUGUGAAUCGAUUGCUGGCCACAUGUACAGAAUGGGUAUGAUGACAUUCCUGCUCACUGAGGAGAACGAUCCUUCGAAAUUGGAUCGCUUCAGAUGUCUUCAAAUAGCUCUAGUUCAUGACCUAGCGGAAUGUAUUGUUGGUGAUAUAACUCCACAUUGUGGAGUGUCUCCGGAGGAAAAACAUCGCCAAGAAGAUGAGGCUAUGCAGAAAAUAGCUGAGUUAACGGGAUUUGCUGGAGAUAGAAUGUAUGAACUCUAUAAGGAGUAUGAAAACCAAAGCUCUCCUGAAGCGAAGUUUGCCAAAGACUUGGACCGCUAUGACAUGAUACUUCAAGCGUUCGAAUAUGAAAAGCGUGAAAACGCACCCAGGAGACUUCAAGAAUUCUUCUCUGCUACAGAAGGUAAAUUUAAGCAUCCCUUUAUUGUAGGUUUGGUACAAGAAUUGUACAAUCAAAGAGAGGAAUUUGAAAAGAAAUCUCUUUUGAAUGGAAGCGCAUAGAUAUUUUAUGAAUAGCUUUUGAUAGUUUAUUUCGAAAUAAGUAAUGAAGUAAAGAAUGUUAAGAAUGCUUUACUAUAUUCCUCUCUAUUAAGAAAUCCCUUUAUUGGUUUUACCAAACGCUUUGUCAUAAUGCUCCAAUGUUAAGUAUAAUUUUAAUAUCUAGCCUAAUACAUCACUUACAUAUUAUAACAAAGUAUUCUCACAGUGUAAGAA
Messenger RNA from Ostrinia furnacalis (Asian corn borer), 961 nucleotides. Its product is annotated as HD domain-containing protein 2. Lineage: Eukaryota; Metazoa; Arthropoda; Insecta; Lepidoptera; Crambidae. Gene Ontology annotation, molecular function: 5'-deoxynucleotidase activity. The transcript has 4 exons. Bases 146 to 748 code for a protein of 200 amino acids. The record is from RefSeq and is a predicted model, not a curated record. Gene Ontology annotation, cellular component: cytoplasm.